Lutzomyia longipalpis is the source of this 3370-nucleotide messenger RNA. RefSeq names its product peroxisomal ATPase PEX1 (gene Pex1). The transcript is spliced from 4 exons. Lineage: Eukaryota; Metazoa; Arthropoda; Insecta; Diptera; Psychodidae. Gene Ontology annotation, biological process: protein import into peroxisome matrix. Gene Ontology annotation, molecular function: ATP hydrolysis activity; ATP binding. Bases 165 to 3188 code for a protein of 1007 amino acids. The record is from RefSeq and is a predicted model, not a curated record. Gene Ontology annotation, cellular component: peroxisome; cytosol; peroxisomal membrane.
AUGCCGCGAAGUCACCUGGUGGCUGGGAUGUGAAGUGUCAAAUGUCAAAAGUAGCGAAUAAAAAUAAACACAGAGCCCCGAAAGAAGUGGUCGGAAGUGAAAAAUCGUGAAAAUAGGCAGGAAAAUCAAAGAAAAAAUAGGGGGAAAAGUGUGUGAAAACCAAGAUGUAUCGUCGAACAAUGACAGUGGUGUAUAAACCACUGAAAAACAAUCACAUUGUCCUUCCUGAGAGCUAUUUUCGCCUCGUGUCAACUUAUGAGCAUGGAUGCCUCAGCAUAACUUUCAACUACGGUGAGACUUCGUACGUGUCGUGGGCUUCAUAUCCGGGGACAAAUCUUCACGACACUGAGGUAGGUCUCAAUGGGGCAACAGCUCAAGCUUUGGGUCUCAAAGAGGGUUCAAUUGUUAAGUGUAGUCUCGUGUCGGAAGCCAAGUUUGUGCGUAGUGUGUCUGUGACGCCAAGUUCUCAGACUGAUUGGGAAAUGACACAGCUGAGUGCUUCCCGGAUUCAGGCAACAAUGCUGGAUCAAACGAAAAUUGUGGCAGUGCAUCAAAAGAUUGUCGUAUGGCUCAAUAAGAGUAUCUCUGUUGUGCUUAGAGUGGACAGUAUUGAGCCUUCGAUGGAAUUUGGGAGGAUUGAGAAUGAUACAGAGUUGAUUGUUGCCCCAUUUGUGGGUACAAAACCAUCUCUGGCAGCAAAGAAAGCCAAUAGAACAUCCCUUCAUAUCCCCCAUGGGGAAGAAGAGGACAAACUUCCCACAUUGGCGCCAUGGAGAGAGACAGAAAGUGCCCCAAAAUCCAAUCCCUUGUCCAAGAGCUCAACCUUUGCGAGUGUUUCAUCCAUUUCCAGCAAUGGCAUAGAAUCCAAGAUUGAUGCAAUGCAGGAAUUACACAAAGAACUCCUUGCAGAAGUCACGGUGACAACGGAGUUCCGGAUAAUUCCACGAAAGUGGAUUGAUUGCAAUCAAAUUAAUGAAAUCUUCACCACAAAAGCAAAUCUUCCGACAAAUUUCGAUCUCAGUCGCAUUUAUCUGGCAAGAACGUCAGAAAAUCGUGAAGCAUUCAUCUCUGUGAAGCUUCUGCCCACAGAUGAGGGCUUUCCCAGCAAUAUCUUCCCUUCCGUGGAAGUGUAUGAGCCCCUAAUGCGCAUCCUUGGUGUACGUCCUUUUGAAAGGAUUGAACUGAGACCCAAGAAUACCGUGCUAAACUUCAUUGAACGCAUUGAUUUACUCCCAAGUCGCAAUGUUUCCUUCCGCGAGGCGAAAGACAUUGAAAAUGACUUCAAAAAUUUCAUCCUGGAUAAAACAAAAAUCCUCCCAGUUGUCCUGAAUCAGGAGCAAAUGCUUAAACUACGCGAAGGCACCUUUAUCACCGUCAAACUCAUUCCGGAGUCAUUCCGAUACUGCCUCCUGGACUCGGACAUUGUCAGGGAAUCAAAAAUCUUCGUUAGUGAUGAAGUGCGAAUGUUCAAAGAUGCCAAUGAGGCAGCUGAAGAAGUGAAGAAGAAUACCUUCAUCAGAGUUCCUUCCUUUGUGCAAAUUGUCGAGGAGAAUGUGAAGAAUUUAAAGCAAAAUCUCUGCCUGGAUGGGCGUCAGAAGAAACCACUCCCGGAAAAUAUUCUCCUCAUUGGUGGACCCAAUAGUGGUAAAAGUCGAAUUUGUGAUGAAAUUCUGGAAAAUCUCUCAAAAGCCCCCUUUCACUGCUACUUUGACAUUUUCUUCUGUUCACGCAAUAAAGGACGAAAGCCCGAGUCAAUUCAUCGUGAUUUACGUCUCAUCUUCACAACAUGCCUAACUCACUGCCCAUCAAUCCUUCUGCUGGAUAAUCUUGAUGUUCUCACGAAGAAUGUUGGGGAUCAGCAUACGCAGGACUCUGAGUACUAUGCCAAAGUUUCCGACAUCAUUCAGAGCCUUAUUCUGGAAUUUACAUCCUCCGCAGCGAUUUCCGUCAUUGCCACCGUGGGGAGUGUGAAGAAUCUCUGUGGGAGGAUUUAUACAACACGCGGGAGGCACCUGUUUCAGCGUCUUGUGAAGCUACCGGAUUUGGAUGCUGAUGCCAGGCUUUUUAUUCUGCGUGAAGUUUCCGGGCGGAGUGGAGUCCGUGGGAAGGUGAAUUGGGAGAAAAUUGCAAAUCUCACCGAAGGCUAUCGUUUUGGGGAUCUCAUGCAAUUCAUUGAGAGAGCAAUUUUCUGCAGUGUCAAGGAGAAUGCACGCGUGCCAAAGUUCACGGAGGACAUCCUCAGGGAGACCCUGAAGGUUACCAGUAGCUUCUGUCUCGAGGGUAUUGAGAAUCAUCGUGGGGAGGAUGCUGAGGAGGAGGCGUCAGAUGAAAUCCCUGGGUUGGAGAAGGCAAUGGAAGUACUGGAGGAGGUGCUGCUGUGGCCAUCGAAGUAUGCAGGGAUUUUCGCAGAGUCUCCAUUGAGGAAUCAAGCGGGAGUUUUACUUUUUGGCCCACCGGGUGUUGGGAAGACCUUCCUCAUGGCACAGAUUGCACGUGCGUGGAAUUUGCGGAUGAUUUCCGUGAAGGGACCCGAACUUCUGGCAAAGUAUAUUGGGCAGAGUGAGGAGAAUGUGCGGCAGCUGUUCGAUAGAGCACGCAGUGCACGUCCGUGUGUUCUCUUCUUCGAUGAAUUCGACAGUCUUGCCCCACGCCGGGGGCAUGAUUCCACUGGUGUUACGGAUCGUGUUGUCAAUCAACUCCUCACGGAACUCGAUGGGGUUGAAUCGCUGCAGGGUGUUACAGUGAUUGGGGCAACAUCGCGUCCGGAACUUCUGGAUCCCGCUCUGUUGCGUUCAGGGCGCAUUGAUCGGCUGGUUGAGUGCCCCCUGCCGGAUGCGGCAGCGCGUCAGGAGAUCUUUGGGAAACUCUCACGCGGGCUCAGCCUGCAUGGGGAUGUGGUGUGGUCGGAAAUGGCGGAGAAAACAGCAAACUUUACAGGAGCGGAUAUUCGGAGUAUUCUCACGUCGGCAACGAUGAUUGCUGUGAAAGAGGUUCUUGCCAGAAGCGAGGAAAUCCCAGAGAGUGUUGUGAUCCAUCAGAAGCAUCUCCUUGAAGCUCUGGCCUCCACGCGACCUUCACUGAGUUUGCAGGAUAUUGCGCGCUACAGGAAGGUUUAUGCUAAAUUCACCAAUAAGGAUCGACAGCCGAGUAGUAGGGACUUUGUGGCUAAGCGAGCGACUCUUGCGUGAUUUUUUUCUUCAGUGAAAAUUGUGGAUUUUCUUUUUUUGCAGAGGGUUGGGUGUCUUGUGUUAAUUUUUUGGUGUUGAGUUGUUUGUUUUAGGUGUAAAAAAAAAUCAUUUCAAAGUGAUUAAAAAUCACAUUGAAGACUGAAAAUAAAUAAAAUGGAUAAUAUUUGAAUGAAAUUAAAAAA